Molecule: messenger RNA, 1909 nt
Organism: Lampris incognitus (smalleye Pacific opah)
Lineage: Eukaryota; Metazoa; Chordata; Actinopteri; Lampriformes; Lampridae
Gene: zdhhc16b
Product: zinc finger DHHC-type palmitoyltransferase 16b
Exons: 10
Coding region: 170-1270 (366 amino acids)
Biological process (GO): protein palmitoylation
Cellular component (GO): Golgi apparatus
Molecular function (GO): palmitoyltransferase activity
Source: RefSeq, a predicted model, not a curated record
CAGGGGCAAGGCAGUCCGCGCGUUGUGCCUCUGCGAUGAAGAUUGGAGCCCGCAUUUAACCUCCAAUCAUGGCCUGAGCUUCUGCGCUUCUGGUUUGGCCCUUUCAGCUUGACAAGAAGGAAGAGUCUGCAGAGGAGGCGGCGGCGGCGGCGGCAGAGGAGGCGGUGGCAUGCGUUUGGGCAGCAGCUGGAGGUGGCACCUCUCCCGAGCCAUGCGGCUCACCCUGCGCUGGUGUCGGCCCUGCCGCCCAAACAGAGGGGGCCGGGGCGCGGGCACCAGACCGUGGAACAGCGGCGCGUUGACUGAUCUGUGGCGCUACGCCAGGCUGCUGCUGAAAUCUCUGUACUUCAACUGUCUCAGCAACUCGGACACGCUGUUGGACUGCGUGUUCGAGCCCAUCUACUGGAUUGUGGACCAUGUUACCCACUGGUUUGGAGUGGUGUUUGUCGUCCUGGUCGUGUUGUUGACCGGCUCGGUUCUUGCUAUUGUUUACACGUGCCUCCUACCCAUAAUUAUCAACACCUACCCUGUGCACUGGAUCAUCUGGCACCUGUGCUACGGCCACUGGCUUCUUGUCAUGGUGGUCUUCCACUACUACAAGGCCACCACCACUUCCCCCGGUCAACCACCCAAGGACAGAGCUGACGUUCCAUCAGUGUCCAUCUGUAAAAAAUGCAUCAUUCCAAAACCGGCCCGGACGCACCACUGCAGCAUCUGCAACACGUGUGUGUUGAAGAUGGACCACCACUGUCCCUGGUUGAACAACUGCGUCGGUCAUUUCAACCACCGUUACUUCUUCUCUUUUUGCCUCUACAUGACGCUUGGCUGCAUCUACUGCAGCAUCAGCAGCAGAGACAUGUUCCUGGAGGCGUACAGCGCUAUAGAGAGCUAUUACCAGACGCCCCCUCCGCCCUACACAUCCAGGGAGAGGGCGGUUCACAAGAGUGUCAUCUUCCUCUGGGUGCUGACCAGCUCGGUGGCAGUAGCUCUUGGAGGGCUGACGCUGUGGCACGUGGUGCUCAUCACCAGAGGAGAAACCAGUGUGGAGCGGCACAUCAACCGCAAAGAGACCAAACGACUCAAGGAGAAGGGCAGGGCGUUUCGAAAUCCAUACCAUCAUGGUAGAAUAAGGAACUGGAGGAUGCUGUUCGGUGUGGAGAAGAGGAGUCACUGGUUGACGCGGGUCCUCUUGCCAUCCAGCCAUCCUCCCAAGAGUGACGGGAUCACCUGGGACUGCACAUACACCAGGAGAGACCCUAUGGCCAUCUGACCUUAACCCUUAAAUUCUAACUCCCCCCCCAAAACCUGUCAAAAGACCUGUACCGCCCUGUACACAGCCAUAUGAAAGUGACUACUGACUCCUCUGUAGACCCCUUUGUCUUCUGCAGUAUCUCCGUCUUCCCUCCGACUCUGAAGAGGUGAAAUGAGAAAUGACUCAUUCACCUCGAAAUUCUGUGUCGCCAGUUGAUCCUGUACAUCUUCGUAUAGACCUGCAUCGCCCUCAUCCUACAUGCUGCUGGUCAGCAUCUCCACAAACCGGUGUGCACUUUUAUUUCCUGCUCAUCAUCUGUCCCCGUCGUCGUCUCCUGAGGCCAAAGUGCUCAAACCGAAGGCUCAAAACUGCUGGGCGACUUCAUUGUGAAACUGUGAUGCUUGAGAAAAAUUUGGAGACAAGGAAGUUGUACAAUUGACCAAAGGACUUUUACCUAGUGUUGCGUUGCGUGUUAAUGCCUAACCAGCUGCGACCAGUUGUCAAAAACUGCUAUUUGGUUGCCUUGACCAUUCAGACCGUUGGAGCUUAAGAAGCUGCAGACGUCGAAUUUUAUGGAAAUAUAAGGGAUAAUGCAACACACACUGCCUAAGAAGUAAAGUUUUUCAAAGCAGUUUUUAAUUACGUUUGCUUUUUACA